Molecule: messenger RNA, 1431 nt
Organism: Suillus plorans
Lineage: Eukaryota; Fungi; Basidiomycota; Agaricomycetes; Boletales; Suillaceae
Product: Alpha/Beta hydrolase protein
Exons: 9
Coding region: 1-1431 (476 amino acids)
Source: RefSeq, a predicted model, not a curated record
AUGACCGCCAGUACGGUCUCGACAUAUCCUUUUGAACCAACUCCCCCAUGGACAACUGUAAACCCUAGGCCGUUAUUACCUCAGUUUUGCACGCAUUGCGGUAUCGAAGAGUUGCCUCUAUUACCAUCGCCUCGAAACGAGCUGUUCAACGACAAAUAUGUUGUCAGCACCCACAUCUUACCUGCUAGUUGUCCAAGACUCACUCCAAACAUCCCAUUGCCUGUGGUCCCUAACUUCUCGCCGAAUGCCGCAGAACGGCAACGAGAUAUUCAGCAGCUUUUCGCUGAAAUUACUGAGCGACAGGUGCGCUUCGUGAGGGGAGAGUUAGGCGGAGAAAGAAUCAAGAAGCCGUUAUGGAACUGCGUUAACCGAUACGUCAAGAGAGUUCAAGAUGAGAGGAAGGGUUUGACAUUAUUCUUCGCUCACGCAAAUGGUUUUCCCAAGGAGAUAUGGGAAACAACUCUGCGAUAUUUGCUAUCGUCACACACAGCUUCACUGAUCGACGAGGUGUGGUCUUGGGAAGCUGUGCAGCACGGUGAUGCUGCACUAAUCAACGAGUCAGAUCUCAGUGUUGAUUGGCGAGACAACGCGCGGGAUAUUGCACACUUUCUGUUAUACUAUCUACCAGAAGAUGCAUCUUCGAAGGUCUUACCGACGCAUCUGCACCUUCUGCCGGAGACUGUCAGUGAAUCCAGGGAGACUAAGGGAUUUUCAUCCCGCUCCCUGGUGGCUGUUGGACAUUCAUUCGGCGGCUACUGUUCGAUAAUAGCGGCUGUCAAUUUCCCCGCACUGUUUUCCUCCAUCAUUCUCGUAGACCCUGCAAUUAUUAACGAUCACUGCGGCUCCUCCCAAAAACUAGAUGGGCUCGUAUUGUCUGCCCUUAGGAGGCGCGAACGUUGGCCAUCACGUGAGGAGGCAUUGCGCUUGUUCAAGGCCUCUCCAUUCUUCGGAGCUUGGCAUCCUGAUACCCUGCAGCUAUAUGUUACAUAUGGCUUGUGCAAGGAUUCACAAGGGGGAGUGAAGCUAAAGAUGUCAGCUCUACAAGAGGCUUUGGUGUUCGCAGAUCGUACGGGAUCACCUGAAGCAUGGGAACUACUGGAAAAGGUGGACGAGCGCAUAGAACUACGAUGGAUUGUUCCAGGGAAGCCCGAAGACAAGGGAUUUAUGGGCGAACAAGCAACGAGGGUGCGAGUGUGGCGAAGGCCUGCUAACUCAUCUAACGUGGUGAUUCACUCGGCUGGGCAUCUGAUUGCACAGGAAUCACCAGAGGAGCUUGCCCAAGAAAUAUCUACUUUCCUGGAGAAAAAGACGGAGGUCGCGAAGAUCACAAAGCGCAUUUUGGCAUCCACCACAGCCGUACGGGUCUACGCAUUCAGCCUAGUCAUGGAGAGUACUGAUAGAGGGGACGACUGGCGCAUCUUCGAGGUCUAA